GAAAUAUCAUUAUGCCAGCUUAUCACUCUAACCAAAUACCUGCCAAGUCAAUUGCUAAUGUAGGUUUGCUGCCAUUGCGAUGUACCACAAAGUUUCGAGGACCUGCUCCUAGAGCCCCUCCAAAUUCUGAACAAGAUGUUAUUGAUGAAGCGCUGUAUUUCUAUCGUGCAAACAUAUUUUUUCGUAAUUAUGACAUCAAAGGAGAUGCAGAUCGCACUUUGAUCUAUGUUACCCUGUAUCUACAACAAUGUUUGAAGAAAUUGCAGAGAACCACUACCAAAGAACAAGGCAGGAAAGAGAUGUACAGUCUUGCUGUGUCUCCUUUCGAUAUCCCAGGGGACCCAGGAUUUCCUCUUAACGCAAUGUAUGCAAAGCCUCAAUCUCGACAAGAUGCGGAUCAGAUGAAGGCAUACUUCCAGCAGAUUCGACAUGAAGCUGGAGAAAGGCUCCUGGAUAAAGUUUAUGAUCCGAGCACUAACUCGCUAAAUAAAUGGUGGAUCUGUUACUCCAAGCGACGCUUCAUGGACAAAAGUUUGUCUGCACCUGGCCAAUAAUGUUGCUGUGGAACUUGGACCACAAUUCACUAUAAUGCAUAUUCCAGAAAUUAAAAAAUUAUGUGUAUGAACUGUAUGGGCAUACAAUACAUCACAUAGUUAUGUCCGAACAAUGACUAAAAAUUUGUUCAACUUGUAUAAUCAUUAUAUCUAUAUUGUAUCAGUGUUGAGUGCAAGCCGCUGAACAUUUAGCCACAGGUUAUCAGAGUUUCAAUAACUUUUUAAAGCUAGUUACUGCACUGCCGAUAUAUACCAUGAGUCGAGUUGCAGUAAUUUGCAUUAGCAAUAGUGAAGUGCUGAAAUAAAGUUCACAUUGUUUUGCGAUGAACUAAUGCUUUUUUGAAACCCAAACUGAGAUUAUCAUUGUGUGACUUGCUUACUCAUACUUCAGAAAUGUUUUGAUUCAAUGACCCAAAUUUAUUUAUUCAAAGCAGUGCAAAAGAUGUUGAUACUCUUUUAUUGCUGCUCUCAAAUUUUGUAAUUUGUUCAUGUCAUGAUUAUAUGAAGUCAUUUUAUGUCAAAGGCAUAUGUAAUGAUAAAUUGAUACUUAUAUUCGUGGCAAAUGCGGAUUUUUCGGGGCUCCCGAAGUAUGCGAACCAAGAUGGCGGACAUCGGAAUGUAAUAUGUGUACUAGGUUAGGGUUAGGCCAUAAUAUUAGGUAUAAAUACUACGGGAGGCUCUUGGCUAGUC
Messenger RNA from Styela clava, 1244 nucleotides. RefSeq names its product actin-related protein 2/3 complex subunit 3-like. NCBI's taxonomy places the organism in Eukaryota, Metazoa, Chordata, Ascidiacea, Stolidobranchia, Styelidae. The record is from RefSeq and is a predicted model, not a curated record. Gene Ontology annotation, biological process: Arp2/3 complex-mediated actin nucleation; regulation of actin filament polymerization. Gene Ontology annotation, cellular component: Arp2/3 protein complex; cytoskeleton.